Conger conger (European conger) is the source of this 3467-nucleotide messenger RNA. RefSeq lists its product as uncharacterized. NCBI's taxonomy places the organism in Eukaryota, Metazoa, Chordata, Actinopteri, Anguilliformes, Congridae. The record is from RefSeq and is a predicted model, not a curated record. The transcript has 11 exons. The coding region runs from base 319 to 2070 and encodes 583 amino acids.
UCCAAGAGUUGCAUCUACUCCAAACAAGAGGCUUUCCAUUAAUGAGCCGUGCAUACGGACAUAAUACGCAUUCAAGAUCACUCAGACACAGAUCUGAAGCUGAACUAGACAUUCUACUGACUUUAAGACCUCGCGGUGAAUCAGACGUCGCUGACUGGCAACAGCCUUGGAUUUUCAUCAAGUGAUGGAAUGGGGCGGUGUAGGGUGCAACUAUGAUAACAGCGACACACUGUAGGCUAAUAUUGUGCAGUUAGGUUUACUACGCUCAGUUGUGUCAUUCGCUCGAGUUCGUGAACUUGUGGUUUUGGCAUCAUCCAGAUGGCGUGGACUGAUUUCUUCUCGCAUCCACUGUGGGCUUUUUCCACGCUGGUCUUUGGGCUCGUCCUGCGCUCACAACGGAGGGGACCGUGGAAUCCGCGCACGUGUCCCGUGGAACUUAAAGGGAAGACGGCCAUCGUCACUGGGGCGAAUACUGGAAUAGGAAAGUUUAUUGCCCUGGACUUUGCGCGGCGGGGCGCUCGUGUAAUCCUCGCGUGCCGAAACGAGGCGAGAGGUUCCGUGGCUCUACAAGAGAUUCGUCGCCUUUCCGGGAACCAGGACGUGCACCUGCGCCUGUUGGACACCUCCUCCCUUGCCUCCGUCAGGGCCUUCGCGGAGGGCAUCCUGCGCCAGGAGAAGCAGCUCCACAUACUGGUUAACAAUGCCGGGGCCACAGGCCUGAGCAGACAGAUCACUCCUGAUGGGCUGGAAAUUUCCUUUGCCACCAAUCAUCUGGGGCCCUUCCUGCUCACCAACCUGCUAUUAGACCUGAUGAAAAGUUCGGCCCCGGCGCGCAUUGUGAACGUUUCCUCCUUCAAUCACUGGAGAGGCGAGGUCAACUUUGCGCAUUUCCGUGGGGACAACCUGACCUACACGAUGGACAGCAUUUACAACCACACCAAACUCCACAACAUCAUCUGCACCAACGAGCUGGCCCGGCGGCUGCAAGGCACAGGAGUGACGGCAAAUUCCCUGCACCCGGGAGUAGUGAUGACUGAAGUGAUGAGGAACUACAGCUGGCUGGUCAGGUUCCUCUUCAACAUGGUGGGAAUCUUCUUCUUCAAGAUGGCGUGGACUGAUUUCUUCUCGCAUCCACUGUGGGCUUUUUCCACGCUGGUCUUUGGGCUCGUCCUGCGCUCACAACGGAGGGGACCGUGGAAUCCGCGCGCGUGUCCCGUGGAACUUAAAGGGAAGACGGCCAUCGUCACUGGGGCCAAUACUGGAAUAGGAAAGUUUAUUGCCCUGGACUUUGCGCGGCGGGGCGCUCGUGUAAUCCUUGCAUGCCGAAACGAGGCGAGAAGUUCCGCGGCUCUACAAGAGAUUCGUCGCCUUUCCGGGAACCAGGACGUGCACCUGCGCCUGUUGGACACCUCCUCCCUUGCCUCCGUCAGGGCCUUCGCGGAGGGCAUCCUGCGCCAGGAGAAGCAGCUCCACAUACUGGUUAACAAUGCCGGGGCCUCAGGCCUGAGCAGACAGAUCACUCCUGAUGGGCUGGAAAUUUCCUUUGCCACCAAUCAUCUGGGACCCUUCCUGCUCACCAACCUGCUAUUGGACCUGAUGAAAAGUUCGGCCCCGGCGCGCAUUGUGAACGUUUCCUCCUUCAAUCACUGGAGAGGCGAGGUCAACUUUGCGCAUUUCCGUGGGGACAACCUGACCUACAGGAUGGACAGCACUUACAACCACACCAAACUCCACAACAUCAUCUGCACCAACGAGCUGGCCCGGCGGCUGCAAGGCACAGGAGUGACGGCAAAUUCCCUGCACCCAGGAGUAGUGAUGACUGAAGUGAUGAGGAACUACAGCUGGCUGGUCAGGUUCCUCUUCAACAUGGUGGGAAUCUUCUUCUUCAAGUCGGCCGAGGAGGGGGCUGUCAGCACCAUCUACUGCGCCGUGUCCGAGGACGUGGAGGGGAUCACUGGGAAGUACUUCCACAGUGACUGCUCCCUCGUCCUCCCCGCCCCCUUGGCCAGAGACCCCGCCCUCGCCGCCAAGGACUUUGACAUUUGUGAGAGAUUGACAGCCAAGCUGUGAGCUCACUGCUGGAGAGGAGGAGGAGGAGGAGGAGCCUGGGCAGUAGCUGGAUCCCGCUCUGAAACCACCAUCUUUCAACCAUACAUUUUCCACACAGCACUUCAGAGUCAAACUUGACCCUGUUUCAUGAAGUAGGAUUGCUGAGCAAAAACACGGACCACACACAAAUCUGGAACAUGGACAGCAAUAGAAAGCGCUUUACUCUAACUCUGUAAUCCUGCUUUCUGAUACAGUUGAUCUCAUGAUGUAGCCAAAGGAAAACAUGGCACACAAGCCACAGAUUUGGAAUAUAGGAGACAGGCCUUGAAAGAGAGUCUUUCAAAUGGUGACUGAAAAUGGAGCCUUAAUUUCAAUACCAAAACCAUUUGUACUUUGCUAAAAGCUCUGGGGGGUAUUUCACAAAGCAGGAUUACUGAGUAUGCUGGAUAACUGCACUGAGUAAAGCCCAGAACAGCUCUUUUUACUUAGGUCUAUGCUCCAGAUUUGGGAGGGUUCCAGGUUUCACUCAGUGCAGUUAUCCAGUAACUCCACUAAUCCAGUAUCCAGUUAAUUCCACUUUAAGCAGGCUGGCACAAUGUUAAAUAGGGCCCUGCUCCUGGUUUUAAAGGUAUAUGUUAUAUAGUAAGCCAUGUGAACGGUUUCGGUUGGGCUAAAUGAGGACAAGGAAUGGUUAAUAAUUGUAUCACUUACCUGUGUUCAGGAGAGACACUUGCGGGAUUGGUAUAACCUAGAUUGUCUGGGUUUGGGGUGUUGAAGUUUGAUCAAAAUGCCCUUAUUGAAAAUCAGGAAUGAUGAAGUUUGAUUUAAAUACUUUCAGAAUCAUGUGCAAAAAUACCCUUUCCUAAAUGUUACUAUAUAUCUCUAUACUAUAUUUCAAAUGCUGUUUAGUACUACAAUGAUAAGCCAUACUGUUUGAAGAAUUAUUAUUAAUUAUGUUAAAAUGAAUAAAUCAGUCAUCUUGAGCAAUUAGAACUGUGUGUCUGUUAAAACACAUUGAGCUGCAAAGUACAGUCUGUUUAAUGAAAGUGCAGAGAACACUUGGGUACAAACCAUGGCAUUGGAUGCGGCCUGUUUUGACUCUGUGAUGCAGCCCAAGAGAUGUGGGUCUUUGCAAAGAGAUGUUUUGAGUUAGUGAUCACCAGCUCAAUUUGCCUGCAUCAUUAUAUAGGCGAAAGGUUAAGACAGCUCAGCUUUCAUAGAGUGACAGAAAAUAUUAAGGCGGGUUAAGAGAGACAAUGUGAUGAUUUAUGACAAAUGAUUGGUUAGCUAUAAUGUAUAAAGACUAGGAUACUUCCUACUGUUACUUUGGAAUUCUCUGAUCUCUGGAAGUUCUCUGGAGCGCACAGACUCCCCAGAUUAAUCUGUUUUAUUUUUAACUAAAGAUUUAUAAUGAGCAA